Molecule: messenger RNA, 346 nt
Organism: Carlito syrichta (Philippine tarsier)
Lineage: Eukaryota; Metazoa; Chordata; Mammalia; Primates; Tarsiidae
Gene: SPINK1
Product: serine peptidase inhibitor, Kazal type 1
Exons: 4
Coding region: 31-270 (79 amino acids)
Molecular function (GO): serine-type endopeptidase inhibitor activity; protein binding
Source: RefSeq, a predicted model, not a curated record
UUCAACAGACACUGGACACAGACUUCAGCCAUGAAGGUGACAGCCAUUUUUCUUCUCAGUGCCUUGGCCCUGUUUACUUUAUCUGGUAACACUAGGGCAGACUCCCCGGGAAGAAAGGCUAAUUGUAAUAAUGAAGUGAAUGGAUGCAACAAGAUAUACAAUCCUGUCUGUGGGACGGAUGGAAUCACUUAUUCCAAUGAGUGCAUGCUAUGUCUUGAAAAUCAGAAGCGCCAGAUUCCUGUCCUCAUUCAAAAAUCCGGGCCUUGCUGAGAACCAAGGUUCUGAAAUCCCAUAAGAUCACCAGGCUGCCUGGCUGGCCUGAUUGUUAAAUAAAUGCAUUUGAAUA